UCUUACCGUCUUGAUGAGACCCGUCCUCCCAGUAGAAGCCACUCACGCACCACAUUGCGACCCAAAGGUGGACGUACAAAAAACUGCCCAGAAAUCAAUUCACCGGUCGUUCGCCUCAGCAUCGCUUAAAGAUUAGCCCCAGACAUGCCUUGAGGCUGUGGAGGCUGAGCCCGGGGCAGACUGCGCGCUUGCACGACAUGGGAUGAAAUAGGCCUUGCUAGGGCCUCAUAUGGUUUAAGUAGCUGCCUGUUUCCUAUGUCGUUCGCAGCUUGGUUCAUUUGCUUCCGUUAUGUCGUUCUUCCUGUCCCACAGGAUUGUUUGACAAGGCCUCAAUAUCGUUGUUUAUCGAGCCUGUGAUUUCUAGGUGUCUGCAGUCAUGGCUGAAGUCAGCCUUGCUGUAGUGUCUUUGACCUUUCAGGUCUUUUCGGGGUGCAUUCAGGGCUAUGAGCUUAUAACCGAUGCGCGUCACAUGCCCUCCGACUGCCAGUACCUACGAGUACGAUUGAUGACCGAGAAAUACCGACUCCUAGACUGGGCAGACGUUGUCAAACUAGAUGAAACAGACGACAACCUCCUCAUCAGCAAUUCCAGCAAAGGCCUCCUUCUGGAUGUGCUAGACCAGCAACGCCGUCUCCUUCACCAAUUUGGGCGCCUCGACGAGAAGUACAAGAAUUUAUCCAAACCGCUUCUUGUAGACUACGCAGAAGAGAAUGGCGUCCUCCCGGAUCCGCCGGCUUACUCGCCAAACGAAGAAAGUCCGACUGCAGUUCACAGAGUGGACUCUGACUUUCAGCGCCGGUUCCCGCAGUCAGAGGUGCUGCUCAAGAAGAGCCUAGAAUGGGCGAAGAAGUCGACGGGAAUCCCCAGACGGUUGAAGUGGGCUACUUUUGACAGAGCGAAGAUGGAGAACCUGGUUCUUAAGCUGGCGUCCUUCAACGACUUCAUGCGGGAGAUGCUCAACUCGCAACAACUGGAGAAUCUAGCCAUUAAGCAGACCCGCACGGAAUUUCAGAUCAUGCAGCUGAAUAGCACCAUCCAAAACUUGGUCCAGAUCUUCGAAUCGACGGCAUUGGGACCCAAGCGUAGGAGGAGAAGGUCACAACAACUGACCAACCCUGUUACGGCCUAUAUGCAAGCUCAGGGAUUAGACGACGUGGAUGACGAAACAGAGUCUGUGAAGCCGGCGUUCCAAGGCCUUGCCGCUCUCGCUCAGAUCAAAGCUCUCAACUACGCCAUCGAAGACCCUAGCAUCUUUACCGACGAAUUCACGAAUGCGAUCAAACUCCGACACACAGCCUCUGAGAUCCGCUCCGUCGAGCUUUUGCGAAGCCACAUACGCAUCAUCGACGAAGACUCCGACGAGAGCGGGGAAAGCCAGCGCGUGGAAGCGUACUACCAUCCCCCGCACUCUCAGAUGACGUCUGUCUGGAUCGAAUGGAAAAGCUACGAACCACCUCCCUUCCAACCUAGCGGUCCCGAUCCGAAGAUCCACGAGCGCGUCAAAGCCCUGGCCGCGCUGCUCAAAGAAAACAAUUCCAAAGACCAAUUCCGGGCGCCUCACUGCCUAGGUUACUUCCAAGACACCGACCCAGAAACUGGCGAAGACCACUGCCGCUUCGGCCUCGUCUUCGAGAAGCCACCUACGGCCCACCCAAACACACGUCCCAUCUCCUUACGCGCCUUACUCACAUCCGCCGACGUCGACAUGCCCUCCCUCAGCGACCGCAUCGAACUGAUGAAGCUUCUCAGCGAGACCCUUGAGCGCCUCCACGCGGUAAACUGGCUGCACAAAGGCCUCCGCUCCUCAAAUAUCCUCUUCUUCAGCGACUGCGGACCACAAGAGAUAUCCUACGCCGACCCCUACAUCUCGGGCUUCGACUACAGCCGGCCCGCCAUGAACGACGACAUGACGGAGAAGCCCCCGGAAAAUGCCUCGUCAGACAUCUACCGGCACCCGCUGGUCCAAGGAUCCGGUGGGCGUGAAGGUUCCGGCGGCGGCUUCAAGAAAUCCUACGACCUCUACGCGCUCGGCAUUAUCCUGCUCGAGAUCGCAUACUGGCAGCCCAUCGACAAGAUCCUAGGGAUCCAGAACCUAGAGAAGGCGAAGCCGAGCGUGACGAUCAGCGCGCGGGACAGGUUGCUGAAAGAGCAGAAAUUUUUGAAGUAUGUGCGGAGCCAUUUGGGGGAUAAAGUGAUGCGGGUGGUGAAGGCGUGUUUGGAGGGACCGGGCGCGUUUGGGUUGAAGAAGAACGUUGAUGAGAAGAAGGAGGUGGUGGGCGCGGAGCUGCAGAGGAUGUUCUAUGAGAAGGUGGUUAAGGAGUUUGUGCAGAUGAGGAUUUAGGGGGGAUCUGGAGCUCUCCUCGGCGCUUUGAGUUUGAGGCUGUAUUGUUAAAAGCUCGGAAGAGCUGGAAGGGGGCUGGUGCAGGAUUUGUUGUAGGCUUGGGUUCGGAAGGUAGGUUUCUUUCGCGGCGCGAUUGUCCAUGUGUUCUGACCAACUGCUUCUUGAUGUGCCUUUCCAAGUCUGUAGUAUAUGCCUCUCGUAGAUCACUCAUGGCUGCAAGCUCCCACCUAAGGCUUUACUUACCACGGUUAUGAUGAUAGCUGUCAAAGCUGUCGCUGCCACUCUGACCCACGGGAACAGGCUGAACCUCGACGAUCCA
Trematosphaeria pertusa is the source of this 2660-nucleotide messenger RNA. RefSeq lists its product as uncharacterized. The coding region runs from base 377 to 2341 and encodes 654 amino acids. NCBI's taxonomy places the organism in Eukaryota, Fungi, Ascomycota, Dothideomycetes, Pleosporales, Trematosphaeriaceae. Gene Ontology annotation, molecular function: ATP binding; protein kinase activity. The record is from RefSeq and is a predicted model, not a curated record. Gene Ontology annotation, biological process: protein phosphorylation. The transcript is spliced from 2 exons.